UAACUUGAGUAUCGAUCAAGAUUAUUGAACAAACUAAAACAUGAAAGUCACAAUUUUCUUUGUACUGUUAGCAUCAACUUUAGUUUUUGCUAAUAAUGAAGUAAAAAAACAAGCCAAACAAAUCACUGUUGAAAUAGUUGAACACAAUAAUAUGGCCUCCAUGCAUUUAGACGUAAUUGAGAGUAUUGAGGAAGCUUUUGAUUUAGGCAGUAGUUGCCAAGGGAGAAUGCAACUUCUCGUGCCGUAUUUAAAAUCGAAAGCAACUACCAAGGGCAAAAACUGGGUAGUGGCGGAACAACCUUGUGGUAUUGAACAUAACAGUGUUACUUAUGGUUACUAUAAAGUUACUCAAAGCGGCGUAUCACGUCAAGUUUAUGUUAUUGCCGUUUAAUGUUAAAAAUAAAAGCCAGUUAAAAUAAAAAAUAUAUUUUUUUAUUC
Molecule: messenger RNA, 438 nt
Organism: Onthophagus taurus
Lineage: Eukaryota; Metazoa; Arthropoda; Insecta; Coleoptera; Scarabaeidae
Source: RefSeq, a predicted model, not a curated record